CACAUUGAAUAUUUUCCAUGUGUCUGAUUGUUGCUGAUCUUGUUUUGGUAAUAAGAGACCUUGGCAACAAAAACUCUAGAGGAGAAAUAGAAUGGGAGGAAAUGAUACUUGCUCAAUUUAGCUGGGUCUUUUGUCUUGUGCCAUUUCCUCUCAGGAAGCACAUCUGUUUGCAAGAUAAAUUAUGCUUUGUAAUGCAAAAGUAGUUUCACACACAGCAUGUUGUGUUUGCAUGUGUGCUUUGUUAGUUACUCCACUUUUCCUUAUGUUUAUACAUUUCUUUUAUUCAUAUUUCAUGAUGUACCUUGAGCGCAACAGUGUACCCGCUGCUCUAGAAUUUCGAAGGACAUCGUUAUUGGCCUCUAUAAGCCUCUGCACCCUGUCUGAAACACGUCUCUAUGCGUGUGUGUGCUUUGGGUGUGUGUGAGAACAGCGCACCUCAUGGUGUUGAAAAAUGAAAGUGAAGUACUGAAUGAAAUUGAAGAGAAAGAUCAUUAUAAGAAUCAUGAUGAUUUCAUGAUUGGAGAAAAAACCUUUAGCUGCUCACAGAACGAAAAGUCUCCUUCACGAAAAAGGUCUCGAAAGACUGGAACUAAAAGUUAUUUCACUUGCCAACAGUGUGAAAUGCGUUUUAGUCAACAUAAAAAGCUAAAAGUCCACAUGAAAAUUCACACAGAAGAGAAGCCUUAUACCUGCCAACAGUGUGGAAAGCGGUUCGCUUACAAAGUAAGCCUUAAAAGGCACAUGAGAAUUCACACCGGAGAAAAGCCUUAUAUAUGCCGUCAGUGUGGAAGGAGUUUCAGUCAACCUGGAAACCUUAACGUCCACAUGAGUGUUCACACUGGACAGAAGCCUUUCACCUGCCAACAGUGUGGGAAGAGUUUCAACCGAAAAGGAAACCUCAAUUCCCACAUGAGAAUUCACACUGGAGAGAGCCUUUUCACCUGCCAACAGUGUGGAACCAGUUUCACUCAAAAAGUAAGCUUUAACAGACACACAAGGAUUCACACUAGAGAGAAGCCUUAUACCUGCCAAGAGUGUGGAAAAAGUUUUGAUCAACAUGAAAACCUAAAAGUCCACAUAAGACUUCACUCUGAAGAGAAACCCUACACAUGUCCUCAGUGUGGAAAGAGUUUCAAUCAAAAAGGACACUUUAAAGACCACACGAGAAUUCACUUAGGAGAGAAACGCUAUAUAUGCCCUCAGUGUGAAAAGAGUUUUAAUCAAAAACGACACCUUGAAGACCACAUUAGAAUUCAUACAGGAGAGAAGCCUUUCACCUGCCAACAAUGUGGAAAACAUUUCAACCGAAAAGGAAUCCUUAACAGGCACAUGAGAGUUCACACUGACGAGAAGCCAUUUAUAUGUGGUCACUGUGGAAUGAGUUUUAAAUAUAAAGUAGGCCUUAGGUACCACAUGAGUAUUCACAUAUGAGAGAACUGUUUAUAUAUAUUAUCAGUUUGGAAUUUGUUUCACUGACCGGAAACCUUAUGUUUGUGAGACAUAAUUAGCUGGUUACUGUUACAGUACUAAAUCACCUCAGAGGGUAAAAUUCCCUGAUUGAUUAGUCAAAUGAAGAAUAAACUAGUUACAAUUUUACAGACUCACUAGUAGGGCUAUGUUUUGACACAAAUUUCACGAUUCGAUUCGACACUCAUUCACAAGCUUUCGAUUCGAUUCGAUUACCGAUUCGAUUCGAUAUCGAUUAUUUUGGAUAUAUAUCAGGUACAGUCCCUGAUAGCAACAGACUCCGGGGCGGAUCCGCCCUCAAGUCGGCAGCUCCGCUGUACUGUCAGACUCUGUUCGGUCAUUCGCCCAGAAUAUGCCCCGCCUCCGGACACCGCACUGUCAGUUAGCGGACUCAUUAUGGACACGGCGUUUUUUUACCGGUGCCAUCUUAGAAAUCCUCCUCAGACUGGAGAAGCCACGGUUUGCCAGGUUGAAGAAGACUGAACUCGCUUCACAGCUCAUUCAAGUGCUCCAGUCUGGUUUUUGAUUCUACUUCAUCCUUCGAUAUUCUACUUCAUCUUUAAAAGUUAUCGUAGUCAGCCGGAUCCGGUCCGUAUCCAGAUCAGAUGAUGGACCUGCACCCUGAGACCACCACAAUGCAGCCCUGAAUGUCAGUGAAGACCACGACAAUUGAACAUCACGACUGGACUGGCAUCAGCACAGAUCCUCAGCAAAGACCACGAGAAACAGACAAGUCCUCUGCACAGACCCCUAUGGCCAGCAAUGAACGUGUCAGGCCAGGAGCUGCUAGGACCACAAUGCAGUUUUAUCCUGCUUAUAGUCACUGUUAAUCCAGUCGUCCACUACUGGCUAAACGGCAGCCCUGCUGGACAGACUACAAUUUCUCCUCUGAUCAAAUGACAGUGUGACGUAUCCUGAUCUUCAAGCAGUAGGAGCUGGAUGAAGUAUUCUGAAUGACAUCAGUCCACAGUCUCACUAGUGAUGCAGCCUGAAAUCAUAAUCACAUCAUCUUUGUUCAUUUACCCAGAGGAGAGCUGAGCUGACUGCUCCUGGUUUCUCCCAAGCUGUUUUUUCUUCGUUUUAGUCACCUGCUGGAGUUUGGGUUCCACUGUCACCUCUGGCUUGCUUAGCUGGGGUUUAAAAGACACUGACUAUUCAAGAAUAAUAUUGAUUUGAUUGUACUGACACUA
Sinocyclocheilus grahami is the source of this 2657-nucleotide messenger RNA. Its product is annotated as gastrula zinc finger protein XlCGF7.1-like. The record is from RefSeq and is a predicted model, not a curated record. The transcript has 4 exons. Bases 439 to 1431 code for a protein of 330 amino acids. Gene Ontology annotation, molecular function: DNA-binding transcription factor activity, RNA polymerase II-specific; RNA polymerase II transcription regulatory region sequence-specific DNA binding. Gene Ontology annotation, cellular component: nucleus. NCBI's taxonomy places the organism in Eukaryota, Metazoa, Chordata, Actinopteri, Cypriniformes, Cyprinidae. Gene Ontology annotation, biological process: regulation of transcription by RNA polymerase II.